GCGGUCGAUGGUAUAUGGAGUGUUGUUUAUUUAUUGUAGAAAGAUUAAAAAUACCAUUAAGGAAACGUCCUUUGAUGUUGAUAAUCAUAUUAUUUUAUAAAAUGAAAAUAAAAUAUGUGCUUUUAAUUUCUUGCUUCCUUGGUUUUCUGGGCACGGAAGGAAAAAAAGAUAUAGUGGUAAAAGUGAAAGGCAGUGAAAUAAAUAUUGGAGUAUUAGGUGGUUCUGAAGUCAAAACUUUUUUCUUUUCAACGGACAUCGGUGAAAAGUGCGGCCCCGAUUACACCUUUGUCCAGAGCCAAGAUAAAAAUGGAACAUUUGAAUUUAGGAUUGAUGUAAAAAAAAAACUUUUUAAAGAUGAUCCGCUCCGAAUUUUAGGAGUUUUCGAAACUGAAAAUGAAGUAAUAACGGAAACGUACGACCUAAUUAUUGGUAGCCAUGGGGAAGGCAUCGAAAAAGGAAAUUGCUCUUGUGAAAGAUCACAGACAGAAAUGUUUUCUAAAACCCAAAAGUGUGCGGGUGCUCUAAUUUUCAAGGAAGAUUUUGAUCUGAAUUUUUCCAAUUGGACACAUGAGCAACGGUCACGAAUUUAUGAUUCAGAAAACGAUCGUGAAUUUGUGGCUUUUAUGAAUGAUCCAAAAACAAAUUAUAUAAAAGAUGGUUAUUUGCACAUAAUAGCGAGAUGGGCUAAUUAUACGAAUUCUAAACCAUUUGUUAUAGAUGGAUGCACAACCAUAAAAGAUAUAGCAAAUCAGAAAAAGGAUUGUGGGCCACUAUUACGAAUACCAUCGACGUUACCACCUGUGCACUCAGCCAAACUGCACACUUUAAAAAAGUUUCAAUUUAAAUAUGGCCGAGUAGAAAUACGUGCUAGGAUGCCGAUAGGCGAUUGGUUAUUUCCUUAUUUAAUUUUGCAACCUGCGAGCUACCACAGUGAAGAUAUUUAUGUCAAUCAAUUACGUAUUGCGUUUAGACGCAGCAACGCACUGUUACAAAAUAAGAACGCAAUUCCUAUUAGUGGAAGCCGACUCUUUGGAAGCGCUGUGAUUUGGACGUCAAACAAACACUCGGAAUAUGUGGUAUCUAAAAUAUACCCAGCACACAAAUCACUAAGCAAUAGUUUUCACAAUUACACAUUAAUUUGGCACAGUGAUCGGUUAAUAUAUAAGGUGGAUGGUCUUACAUAUGGCACAAUAUCUAAUCCAAAUGUUCUUAAUGUGUUCAAUUCAAAAGAGUGUUAUAUUGUGUUGGGUCUAUCUGCAGCCGGAAAUGUUAACUUCCCAGAUGAAAAUAUGAUGUCUAAGCAUAAGCCGUUUUUAAAUAAUGAUACUAAGGGCCCAUAUAAGUUUGAACUUCAUACUAAAAAGGAAACUUGGAUACAACCCAAUUUGCUGAUUGACUAUGUUCACGUUUACUCAACUCAUGGAAAGGAGGAGUAAGAGUUAA
Molecule: messenger RNA, 1443 nt
Organism: Drosophila hydei
Lineage: Eukaryota; Metazoa; Arthropoda; Insecta; Diptera; Drosophilidae
Product: gram-negative bacteria-binding protein 2-like
Exons: 4
Coding region: 15-1436 (473 amino acids)
Biological process (GO): carbohydrate metabolic process
Molecular function (GO): hydrolase activity, hydrolyzing O-glycosyl compounds
Source: RefSeq, a predicted model, not a curated record